Messenger RNA from Selaginella moellendorffii, 1617 nucleotides. RefSeq names its product tyrosine decarboxylase 1. Gene Ontology annotation, molecular function: carboxy-lyase activity; pyridoxal phosphate binding. Gene Ontology annotation, biological process: amino acid metabolic process. The record is from RefSeq and is a predicted model, not a curated record. NCBI's taxonomy places the organism in Eukaryota, Viridiplantae, Streptophyta, Lycopodiopsida, Selaginellales, Selaginellaceae. The transcript has 11 exons. Bases 43 to 1533 code for a protein of 496 amino acids.
GGAAGAUUGUUGUUUGAGGAACCAUAGCCCGAGAGCUCAGAGAUGGGCGAAUCGGCACCACCACCCGGCCUCAAGUUGAUGGACUCUGAGGAGUUUCGGGAGCAUGCCCACCGAAUGGUGGAUUUUGUGGCCGACUACUAUCGCCACAUUGAGAAGUUUCCGGUCAGAAGCCAAGUUAGUCCAGGAUACUUGAAUGAUUUAAUCCCCGCAUUUGCACCUCAAGAUCCAGAGUCCUUCGAUGACAUUCUUGCUGAUGUGAGCAACAUCAUCAUUCCCGGCCUCACGCACUGGCAGAGCCCGAGCUUCUUCAGCUACUAUCCGGCAAACAGUAGCACCGCCGGCAUUCUAGCCGAGAUCCUCAUCUCCGGCUUCAAUACCGUCAACUUCAGCUGGAUCGCCUCACCCGCGGCCACGGAGCUGGAGAUUAUUGUCGUAAACUGGCUGGGAAAGCUUCUCGAGCUGCCAGACUCCUUCCUCUCGGGAUCAUCAGGCAAUGGCAAAGGCGGGGGCGUCAUCCAAGGCUCAGCGACCGAGGGAAUGCUUGUCACACUGUGUGCCGCCCGGAGUCGAGCCAUUUCGAAGCACACGGCAAAUGGGCUUGUAGAGGAAGACGUGGUGCGCAGACUCCGAGCGUACACGUCGGAUCAGACUCACAUGUGCUUGCACAAGGCCUGUAAGAUUGCAGGCAUCAAGCUGGUGGUGCUGCCCACAACCAAGGAAACAAACUACGCACUCUCGCCUGCUCUCCUGCGUGGAGCUAUUGAGGAAGGCGGGGAUGAUGUCAUACCACUGUAUCUGGGUGCCACGCUUGGUACCACGUCUUCCGCCGCUGUAGAUCCAUUGCUAGAGCUCGGUGAAAUUGCUCAGGAAUAUGAAAUGUGGUUUCACGUAGAUGCCGCAUACGGAGGCAGUGCGUGCAUAUGCCCCGAGUAUAGGCAUUUCUUGGAUGGCAUCGAGAAGGCUGAUUCACUCAAUGUUGGAACUCACAAAUGGCUCCUGACAAAUCUAGAUUGCUCCGUAUUAUGGGUCAAGAAUGCAAGGACCUUGACUUCAACGCUUUCGGUCCAGUCAGAAUAUCUUCGUAACAAGGCAUCUGAGGCGGGGGAAGUCGUGGAUUUCAAGGACUGGCAAGUAUCACUCGGAAAAAGAUUCAGAGCUCUGAAGUUGUGGCUUGUCAUGCGACUUUAUGGCUCCUCCAAACUUAAAAACUAUAUCAUACAUCAUACUUGCCUAGCUAGGCUUUUCGAGAGAAAAGUCACUGAAGACAAACGUUUCGAGAUUUUAGUGCCUUGCAGAUUUGGACUUGUUUGCUUCAGGCUCAAAGCAAUUGAGGCCAGUUCCGUAAAUGCUCUGAAUGAAAAUUUACUUCACGCAGUGAAUUCAAACGAAACAACAUUCAUCACACAUACAGUGCUCUCGGGAGAUUUUUUGUUGCGAAUGGCCGUUGGAGGUACUUUAACUGAGGCCAAGCAUGUUAUUAAGGCUUGGGAGACUAUCCAGAAAAAAGCCACACAACUUCUGAGCUCCAAAUAAUUAUUUCCAGUUGAUUCUAUUAUUGUUGUGUUAAACUCAUAAUAAUAAUAAUAAUAACAACAAAAACAACAACAAUUGUCAUUA